UUGGCCGGGUGGUCCCAAAGUUCCGCUUCCCCAGAGCACCACUCGGCCGAGAAAACGCCAGCCGCGCAGCCUGGGCCUCGGCAACUCUUCUUCGUCGGGAGAAGCUGCAGCUCUCUUUUAUCCACACGACAAUAAAUUCCUCACAGCCUUCCUGUCGCCGACAAAAAAUUGUGCGCAAUUCUUCUCUUCUCGCCAUGUCUUCCUCCUCCCCCUCCACGGGCACGCAGAUCAACCAGAAGAUCGAUUCGCUGCCUCCAGGCGUCGCAGGCAAGCUUCCCCACCUGCCAGAGUCGAAAGAGGAAUUGAAGGAGAACGCGAAGGAGGUUGGGAAGAAGUCAUUUGCGGGCUUACGGAGUCUGGCUGCUGGAGGCUUCGGUGGAGUGUGCGCCGUGGUUGUUGGACAUCCCUUUGAUCUAGUGAAGGUGCGGUUACAGACUGCGGAGCGAGGAGUCUACUCGAGCGCGCUCGAUGUGGUGCGAAAGAGCAUUGCAAAAGAUGGGUUAAGAAGGGGACUGUAUGCUGGCGUCAGUGCACCAUUGGUGGGCGUCACUCCUAUGUUUGCUGUGUCUUUCUGGGGGUAUGAUGUUGGAAAGAGCCUCGUCCGCCGAUUCUCUACUGUCGAGAACGACCAACUCUCGGUUGCACAAGUCUCUGCAGCCGGUUUCUUCUCUGCCAUUCCCAUGACACUCAUCACGGCACCGUUCGAACGAGUCAAGGUGCUGCUACAAAUCCAAGGCCAGAAGCAAUUGGCACCAGGCGAGAAACCAAAGUACAGCGGCGGUGUGGAUGUUGUGCGGCAACUAUACAAGGAAGGAGGAGUUCGAUCGGUGUUUAGAGGUUCAUUUGCAACAUUGGCAAGAGAUGGUCCUGGUUCAGCCGCAUACUUCGCAACGUACGAGUACAUCAAGAGAAGAUUGACACCUCUUGACCCUGCUACCGGCAAGCCAAGCGGAAACUUGAGCCUGCCAGCAAUCACAUGUGCAGGAGCGGCAGCAGGUGUAGCAAUGUGGGUCCCAGUGUUUCCGAUUGACACCGUGAAGUCGAGGCUGCAAACAAUGGAAGGGAAGCCCACAGUUGGAGGAGUGAUCAGUGGGCUUUACAGGAAUGGAGGAUUGAAGGCUUUCUUCCCUGGAUUUGGACCAGCGCUCGCGAGAGCGGUACCUGCCAAUGCUGCCACGUUUUUGGGUGUUGAGCUGGCUCAUCAAUUCAUGAACAAGACUUUUGGAUGAAGGGAGGAUUGUGGUGGAUAAUGAGGGCAUUGUUCAGCGUAUAGAUCACUUGGGAGCAUUCUGAAAGACGGAUUUGACGGACCACGGAUAGACGGACGAAUAAGCAAUGAUAUAUUUCCUCAGCCAGCCGAAUCCCGACUCAGAAGCACAGUGUGUUGAUGUGUCGAGUAGGGUUUGACGAAGUGUGAUGUCUAGCAAAAGAUGCUUGGCAAGUCAAACCCCGAAGUCGGGCAUCUAAGAGAUCCAUUCAGACAAGCCUUUCUCUCUUUGUCAGACUCGAGUCAGUGCAGUGAGGUGUGAGUUCUGAACCCCGUCCG
Molecule: messenger RNA, 1546 nt
Organism: Hyaloscypha bicolor E
Lineage: Eukaryota; Fungi; Ascomycota; Leotiomycetes; Helotiales; Hyaloscyphaceae
Product: mitochondrial carrier
Exons: 2
Coding region: 195-1229 (344 amino acids)
Biological process (GO): carnitine transmembrane transport; mitochondrial transport
Cellular component (GO): mitochondrial envelope
Molecular function (GO): O-acyl-L-carnitine transmembrane transporter activity
Source: RefSeq, a predicted model, not a curated record